Molecule: messenger RNA, 516 nt
Organism: Plasmopara halstedii
Lineage: Eukaryota; Oomycota; Peronosporomycetes; Peronosporales; Peronosporaceae
Exons: 1
Coding region: 1-516 (171 amino acids)
Source: RefSeq, a predicted model, not a curated record
AUGAAACUUUGUUUUCUCGUCACUCUUGCUAUCUCUGCAGUCUCGCCACGCCAAGAGCAAUCGACUCUGUCAUUUUCUUCUCAAACUGAUCAUAAUUUCACAAAACUUCAGAGUGCUGCGCUUUCAUCAACUAAUUUGCAGGACAGUGACGAUUUUUAUGUGUGCGGUUCUAAAGUAUUUGGCAUGGAUGGUCGCUAUGUGCUGCAGCCACCUGAUGUAGUACAGUCAGACAUAUACACGCCUGUAUUUGCCAAAGUAAAUCAAAACCACGCUGAUGCUUUGACAGAUUUCCGACUAUAUCGACACAAUGGUUUCUGGCUGAUUGCGAAUGUAGAAUCGUGGCCACCUGUGACCCACUUUCGAUGUGAUCCUACUAAGUCACAAGUGUUUGGAGUUGACAUUUUGGAGUUGUGCAGAUUUGGAAAGCAAGUUCCACCACGCAGUGGUUACACACCUGCUACUCCGAGACAAGGUAACAUUUUACUCACAUUACACCACCAAGUCUGCCAGAGUUAA